Molecule: messenger RNA, 2550 nt
Organism: Gilbertella persicaria
Lineage: Eukaryota; Fungi; Mucoromycota; Mucoromycetes; Mucorales; Choanephoraceae
Exons: 4
Coding region: 63-2438 (791 amino acids)
Biological process (GO): DNA-templated transcription
Molecular function (GO): zinc ion binding; DNA binding
Source: RefSeq, a predicted model, not a curated record
UUCGCUUUUGUAUUUUUUUUUUAAAUUACAACAAUAAUAAUAAAAUUUUUUAAUAAUCUAAUAUGCCUUUUGAUACAGUAGAAAGAUCAAAUAAAAGAAUUAGACCAGAUUUAUCAACACCUACUGCAGACGAUGACUGGUACAUGCAACCAACAUUCGAAAUCAUAAACACAAAAUAUCAACAAGAAGAACAACAGCAACAACAACAACAGCAAUACCAACAACAAGGAAAUUGGCUUAAAUCAUACCCUUUUCCACCAAUGGAUUAUGUACUUCCAGUUACCCCUGCUGCCAUGCCCAUAGACAUUCCUUAUUCAAACCACCAUCACCUUUCGCCUCAAUCAAACACAUUCUGGCAAGAUGAUAACACAAGUACUAGCCCAGUUCACCGUACUUCCAUCUCAUCUUGUGCAUUUUCUCCUAUAACACAUCAUUCUUCUCCACCAAAGCCUUUGGUCGACUCACUUCCAAGUGAUUUAGUAACCAAAAAUCCUAUUUUAACAGACGUUUUAUCAAAAGUAAGGUUUUCUUACAGCGAUGUCGGAAUCAAUCUUGAAGCCAAGAUUUCAAAUGCAUCGGACUUGCGCUCCUUGAUUGAUGCCUUUAGCCAAUUGUGUACCUCAUCAACCACAUCUUCAUCUUCAUCCUCCUCCUGUUCUUCUUCAACAGCCAGCAAUCAUGAAUUAGACCCAUCAAAAACAAUGGACAACAUUUUACUCUACCGUAACAAAAACAACCAGACAAAACCAGUCAAUUUCUUUGCUUCUACCUGUCGCCUGGGUCAGAUCGCCAACCCUCACUCAAGCCUGGACUCAGUCACAAGCCUUGUUCAAAUCGCGGAUGCCUGCAUUGAUACUUACUUCUCUUGCUGGGUGCGGUUUAAACCUGUCUUGCAAAAAGAAAAAUUUAUGGCCUGGUAUCGUGCACAAAAUAACCCGACUGACACACUGAUUGUCAAUGCUAUCUGUUCCUACGUCUUUCGUCACAUGAUCAUUCAUCACCCAAGAAAUGGGUUUGAACAUUUCUUGACUGAUCAAGACAAACUACAAGAACAAGAAGAGUAUUUCUUUAGCCGUGCUCGUGAAUGCCUUUCUCAAUCGUUUGAUACACCCGAUCGCUAUACGGUAGUCGCCUUGCUGUUUAUGAGUAUUCGUGCUGAACCUACAAAACGUCAUCAUUAUGCUGGCAUGGCUGCCUCUGCUCUUCAUGAACUUGAAAUUUAUCCUCGUAUGGUGAAUGAAGAUGUUGACUCCUAUGAAAAGGAGAUGGACACUCGCUUAUGGUGGUUUGCUUGGGCUAUUGACUUCUCACUCUGGACAGCUGGUUCACCCAAAAAUACACCACAACCUCGAUACCCAGGUCAGGUUGACUUGCCUCAGGUGUUUGAACAAGACAUUGACGACACAGAAAUUGGUGUUAUUACAUUUACUCAAUGUCUCAAGCUUUGGCAGAUUCAAGCCGAUAUUGUGGCUGCUCUUUAUGAUCAAGAAAGCUCUGUCCUGACAGUGGAACAAUUCAAGGAAUAUGACAAGCGUCUGCUUAAUUUCUAUCAAUCUUUGCCUCAGUAUCUUUUAUUUGACAGUGGGUUUGAAUAUGGCUGUGAAGACCUUUUUUUGGCUUGUCUCCGUGUGAACAUUGAAUACAAUGCAACUCGUAUUAUUCUGCAUAAAUUAUUUAUACCUGAAUUGAAUGAUACAAGACCUAGUCAAGCUGCUCUGGAUUCGCUGAAUGUCUGUCUCUCAACCGCACUGACUCAAUUGAGUGCUAUCAAGACAUGCAAUAUGGCUGAUGUGGGUCGCUGCGCUUUUGAUCGAGAUGAACUAUGGCGUGCUGCUGAAGUGAUUUCGAUUGCCAUGAGCAUCUAUCGUACCUGUGUAUCUCCUGCUGAUCAAGCCAAGAUUCUAAACGGUAUUCAAAUGGACGACUUCAUGACUGGACUUCUGAAAUCGUAUACUGUGCUACAAAACACAAGAGAAUUUCGGUUUUCAUGCAAGAACUGGUUCCAAGUAGCUGAUUGGAUUCAAGUAGAAAUACGUCGACAUCAAUUAGAAGGAACAAUGCAUGCAUCACAUCAAAAUGAACCUCACAAAAAGAAGCAACCAGACUACUUUUUAGCUCAUCUGAAGCCCAAUGCUAAACUCAACAACCAUGAUCCUCAUCCUCAUGAGAAAUCACUCUCACCACCAUCAUUACCACAGACACCACAAAUGACAGCAUCUUUAUUACCAAAAAGAAUACAAAAAAGCCAAUCUCUUUUCAAAACCAAUUCAGUGAAAUCUUCUUUCUCCACUGCACCUCCAUUUGUACAAUUCAAUGCAUAUGUUCCACCUGAUCAACAGCCUCAGCCAACAAAUGGUAAAAGUCCUGCUCGAUUCCGUUACUUUAAUCCUAGAAAGAUGAACAAAUUCUUAUUUAUUGAUGAGCAUCCUAUGAUGUAAAGUUGUAUAUUACUAUGUCUAUGUCUAUGUUUAUGCUUAUUGUGUAUAUAUCUUACUAUGAAUAAACAAAUUAAAGUCACAUACUUGUCAGCUGAUGCAAGCUUUUAAAAAA